AAACGCAAACGCAAGUAGAAGCGAAUAAUUUAACCAGUUUGUCGCAGAAAAACAAACAAAUCAUUCCUGAAAUGUUUGUUUUUUUAAUUAAAUCUUUUUAGAGUUUUUAUUUGAAACAGAAAAUACUAAUGAUAAAAAAAAACCUGCUACUUCCGGUAAAUCUCUUUUGGCUUCAUGUACAAAUCAAAACCUCGGAAAUUUGAAAGUAAUGAUUAAAAAGGGCGCAGUCGUCCCUGAAGCUAUCAUGGCAGCGGUCGCCUAGCAACAAGAACACAUUCCUUGUUUUCCGCUAGAAUUCCCAUUUGACCGGUGCUGUCUGAGGUUGUUCGGCAUGUUUGGGAGCAUGGAUCCACCAGAAAAUGUUUAUGCUCUUAUUCCCAAGGAGGAACAGCAAAUUCAGAAACCACCCAGGUAUGUGUCCAGUUUUCACCCGGCUGUGGUUUCUGAGAACAAGCUGAUCAAGGACGUCAUGAGGACGAUGGGACCUGCCAAGGUGGAGCUUCCCUCUCCAGAUAAGUACCUGAAGAAGCACUGCAAGGAGCUCCAGCUGCCAGAGCAGUCACACGGUUCCAAAGGCGUCAGUCGAGCCUGUGCUUUGACUCAGAGGAGGCCGCCCGUCCCUGCGAGGACCGACCGGCCCCCGAUGGGUCAGACCAAGGGCGGCUUCAUCAAGCCGGCUGUGACGGCGCCGUUGAAGCCCACGCCUGUGUCUGUGGAUUCACACAAAGGACACAAACAGCUUCUGGAAACAUCUGGGCUCGUCCCCAAAUACGUCACGAAAAAGGAUUAUGGGGAAGUGCCUGCGUACCUGCAGCGGCGCAGUGAGGCGCAGUGGAGGUCUCAGGAGGAGCACGCCAGAGUGGAGAAGGAGCAGGAGGAGCAGGAGGCCAUGCAGCAACUGACGGAGGAAGAGCGGCAAGCCGCCCUGCAGCAUCUGAAGAAGAAGUGGGACGCUCUGCACGAGGAGUACCAGCGCCUCCCUCUCAUCAUCGAGACCAUGUCGAAGAAAGCCUUCAAGAAAAGUCUGGAAGAUGCCAUGAAUCAGCUGGACAAGGACAUUUGCCUCUUGGAGAAGUUCCCCAUCAUCUACAUCACCAAGAAUUAGUCUGCAUGUCUUCAACCGCCUCCUCCGGAAACUCAUGAUUCUUUUUUUCCUGCAGGUUUUUUUGUGAUUCCUAAAGAUACCUGAAUGAUUUUGUGUUUUUUUGUUCAGUAAUUUCCCAAAAAAGGAAUAAAAAAUCAUAUUUAGAACAGAUCAGAACAUCUGAUUCUUUAUAUUUACCAAAUAGUUCCAGUCCAAUUUGAAACUUAAAAUGCAACAUUUCCACAACUCAAAGAUUCAAAGAUGUAAAACAGUUCCGAAACAUUUCAGGACACAAACAACAGCAAAGGAAAUUUGCUCAUCGCUCAUCUCAACUACCAACAGUUAAAGCGUUCAGGAGGAGGAUUGUUCUGCGCUUGGUGGAGGAGUUGAAAGCAUCCUGGAACAGAGGAUACUGCUCUUCAUCCUCAUCAUGAAGCUCCACCCUGAAGUGUGAAAUGUGAACAGCAGAGGCCACGGGAUGAUGAAUAAUUAAAAAACGUGAUCACACGAUCACCUGUGAGCGAGCUCAGAAAUCUUUGACUUUAUGUACAGUUUCCUGCAAAACCUUUAGAACAAAAUCCCUAAAGUUGAACCGAUCCACUCAGAAACUCAAAGAGCUUCCUCUGAACCAAACGUGUUGCAUCUUCUGUUGUCAUGGCAACACUUGUGUCACCUGUCUCCAUCCAACGGACGUUUAACUGUUUGAUUCUAAAAACAAAUAAACUCACGUUUCACUCAU
Molecule: messenger RNA, 1823 nt
Organism: Oryzias latipes (Japanese medaka)
Lineage: Eukaryota; Metazoa; Chordata; Actinopteri; Beloniformes; Adrianichthyidae
Gene: enkur
Product: enkurin, TRPC channel interacting protein
Cellular component (GO): acrosomal vesicle; axonemal microtubule
Molecular function (GO): calmodulin binding
Source: RefSeq, a predicted model, not a curated record